AUGAGUAAUCAUCUAAAACUUGGCGUUGAAGUCAUAAGCGCGAGGCUCAAACCUAGAGAUGACUAUGGCGGUGUUAACGCUUUCGUCGAGCUACGAUUUGACGAUCAGAAAGUCAAAACCUCGACUAAGAUGGACGACUCGAGUCCGAUAUGGAACGAGAAGUUCUUCUUCAACAUAUCUCAAACAGAGGAUUUAUCAAAUCUUUCUCUUGAUGCUUACGUUUACAAUAAAACCAGCAGCAUAACGAAAUCAUGUCUAGGUAAGAUUCGAAUCUUGGGAACUGCGUUUUUGCCGUACUCGGAAGCUGUAGGAUGGCCUUACCCUCUUGAGAAAGAGAAAUGGAGCAUCUUCUCUUUUGCAGCCGCCAGUGGAGGUGAGCUUGCUCUGAAAGUGUUCGUCACUGAUAACCCCUCUCCCAAGGUACCGAAUCUAAUCCCUACGAAGAAGAUUCCUUCUAAAACAAGGCAUAAAAUCCACAAUAUCCCUAAAACGGAGAAGAGUAAAUCUAGCCCACGAGGAAACCAGAAACCAUCUCAACCACAACCGUCUGAACCGCAACAUCUUCCACCGGAACCGCCUCGACGGGCACAUGUUAUGGAAUCUUCUUGCAUUCAAGAACAGAGGUUCGUUCCUCUUCCUCCGAUACCUACAACUAUGGGAUUUAAUCCGAAUCCACCGGAUUAUUCAAUCCAACAGACGAAUCCGAUUCUCGGAGGAGGCAAAAGAGCAAGACCAAGUGCUCAUGAUCUCGUGGAGCCAAUGGAGUUUCUCUUCAUCAAAAUCGUGAAAGCUAGGGAUCUUCCACACAUGGACAAAACCGGAAGUCUAGAUCCGUACGUCCAAGUCAAACUCGGAAACUUUACGGGCAAAACAAAACAUUUCGAGAAGAAUCAAAACCCUGUUUGGAACGAAGUCUUCGCUUUCUCCAAAUCCGAUCAACAAGCAAAUGUUCUUGACGUCAUCGUCAUGGACAAAGACAUGAUCAAAGACGAUUUCGUCGGUUUAGUCCAGUUUGAUCUCAAUGACAUUCCGACACGUGUCGCACCAGACAGUCCUUUAGCUCCUGAAUGGUACAGAGUCAACAUCGAGAAAGGAGGCGAUAUCAUGUUAGCUGUUUGGUUUGGUACUCAAGCAGACGAAGCAUUCUCAGACGCGACAUACUCAGACGCUUUAAACGCUGUUAACAAAUCGAGUUUGCGUUCUAAAGUCUAUCAUUCUCCGAGGCUUUGGUACCUCCGUGUUAACGUCAUCGAGGCACAAGACUUGGUUAUCGUACCAGACCGCUUUCCAAAUCCAUAUGUCAAAAUCAAGUUAAAUAACCAAGUGGUUCGAACCAAACCGAGUCACUCGCUGAAUCCAAGAUGGAACGAAGAGUUCACGCUCGUCGCGGCUGAGCCGUUUGAAGAUCUGAUCAUCUCGAUUGAAGACCGAGUCGCGGCUAAUCGAGAGGAAACGCUGGGAGAGGUACAUAUACCGUUUAAUAAAAUUAGUAAACGGGUUGACGAUAGCCGGACAGUGCCUAACCAAUGGUUUAGUCUUGAGAGUGAGAAACAGAGACGAGUCAGAUUUGGGACAACGAGGCUUCAUCUGAAUGUUUGUCUAGAAGGAGGCUACCACGUUCUUGAUGAGUCUACUUACUACAGCAGCGAUUUCAGACCGUCGAUGAAAGAGUUGUUGAGUCAUAAGCAGCCGUCUUUUGGUGUUCUUGAAUUAGGGAUCUUGAAAAUUGAAGGUUUGAAUUUGAGCCAAGAUGGAAAGAAAGAGACGGUGGAUGCUUACUGUGUGGCUAAGUAUGGAACCAAAUGGGUCAGGACCCGGACCAUAACAGACUGUUUAAACCCGCGGUUCAACGAGCAGUACACAUGGGAGGUUUAUGAGCCUGCAACAGUAAUCACAAUAGGCGUGUUCGAUAACAAUCAGAUCAACAGUGGUAACGGUAACAAAGGAGAUGGGAAAAUUGGGAAAAUUAGAGUUAGAAUCUCGACCCUCGAAUCCGGAAGAAUCUACACCAAUUCCUAUCCGCUUCUUGUUCUUCGACCAUCAGGUGUCAAGAAAAUGGGGGAACUGCAUUUGGCGAUUCGUUUUUCUUGCUCGUCCUAUAUUCAGAUGCUAGUUCAGUACUGGAAACCGCUUCUUCCCAAAAUGCAUUAUGCAAGACCGUUGAAAGUCGUGCAACAAGAGAUUCUUCGGCAGCACGCCGUCAACUUACUCGCAACUCGGUUAAGUAGAGCCGAGCCGCCGCUUAGAAAAGAGGUAGUCGAAUAUAUUUCGGAUUCGAAUUCGCAUUUUUGGAGCAUGAGAAAGAGCCGUGCAAAUCUCUUCAGAUUGACUUCGGUUGUCUCUGGCUUACUAGGAACCGGAGACUGGUUUCAAGAUAUAUGCAGGUGGAAGAAACCUUUCGUGAGUACAGCUAUACAUGUACUCUACCUUGUGUUAGUAUGUUUGCCGGAGAUGAUUCUUCCGGUGAUGUCACUUUGUUUGUUCAUGCUUGGGGUAUGGAACUACAGGCUACGUCCGAGGCAACCUCCACACAUGGACACAAGAAUUUCAUUUGCAGACAACAUCCAUCCCGAAGAACUUAACGAAGAGUUUGAUACAUUCCCUUAUUCGUCUCAAGACCCGGGGAUAGUAAAAAUGCGGUAUGAGCGGUUGAGGAGUAUCGCGAGUAGAGCUCAAACUGUUGUGGGAGAUAUAGCAGGUCAAGGAGAAAGAAUUCAGGCUCUAGUAAGCUGGAGAGAUCCAAGAGCGACUUCGAUCUUCAUGGUACUUUGUUUGGUUUCUUCUGUGGUUUUGUAUGUUGUGCCGUUUAAGGUUUUUGUUCUUCUCACCGGACUAUACAUCAUGAGACAUCCAAGAUUCAGAGGAAAGACGCCUCCUGGACCGGUUAAUUUCUUUCGGCGGCUUCCUGCUAAAACAGAUUGUAUGCUCUAGAAUGCAAAAACAUA
Capsella rubella is the source of this 2945-nucleotide messenger RNA. RefSeq names its product FT-interacting protein 1. The record is from RefSeq and is a predicted model, not a curated record. The coding region runs from base 1 to 2931 and encodes 976 amino acids. NCBI's taxonomy places the organism in Eukaryota, Viridiplantae, Streptophyta, Magnoliopsida, Brassicales, Brassicaceae. The transcript has a single exon.